GUGUUAGCUUCGCUGUGGCUAGGCUAACCCGGCUAUUUGAGCUGAGCGGUGUUCCGCCGCGGUGCACGCUGCUAGUUAGUUGCAAUGUUGUAGCUAUUAGCAGGUUAGUCAGUCCUUAGCUGGGAGGGAGAGCCGCCGAUUACCAAGAUUAACUCAUUUACUGAUUUAAUAAUCUCUAAUUUCACAGAAAUAUCACAGAGUUUUCACGGAAUUAUUCAACUACACUAGCCUGCUAACAUAUCAGUGAAGCUAACGGCCGGCCUCUGGUUCCGUUGUCUCCCUCUGUUCGGACCGAACCGGGCUCAGCUGGAGGACCAUGGCGAUGAGACAGACCCCGCUCACCUGCUCCGGACACACCCGGCCCGUGGUGGACCUGGCCUUUAGUGGGAUCACUCCCCACGGAUACUUCCUCAUCAGCGCCUGUAAAGGUACAACAAUAACUAAAAGAUGUUAAAGAGAUUUAUUAUUUAAAUUACUGUUACUGUAAAGGUAAACUACAACUACCAAUGUUAUAAAGAUUUUUAUUAUUAAAAUUAUUAUUAUUACUGUAAAGGAUGAUGAUACAGAUUAGUUUUAUUAAUAUUAUUAUUUGUAUUACUGUAAAGGUAAACUACCAACUACCAAUGUUAUUAUUAUUAUCAGAACUGUAAAGGUACAACAGAAACUACUAAUGUUAGAAAAUAAACAAUUAUUAUUAUUAUUAUUACUGUAAAGGUGAACCAGAACUAAUGUUAUAGAGUUUAUUAUUUUUAUUAUUAUUAUUUCUGUAAAGGUGAAAAACAACUAAUGAUAGAGAUUAUUGUUAUUGUUAUUAUUAUUACUUCUGUAAAGGUGCACCAGAAACUAAUGUUGGAUAGAGAUUUAUUAUUAUUAUUAUUAUUAUCAUACAUUUAUUAUAAUAAUAAUUUUAAUUCGUUGUUAUUAUAAUAGUAAUAAUUAUUAUUAUUAUGUUAGAGUUAUUGUCAUUAUAAUUAUUAUUAUUAUUGUUAUUAUAUUUUUUUACUACCCCUAUUGUUGUCAUUAUUAUCCCCAUACUUAUUAUUUAUUUAUUUUUUAUAUUUAUUAUUAUUAUGUAAGAUUUUUAUUAUCAUUAUUAUUAUUUUUAUUAUUUUUUUAUUAUUAUUAUUAUUAUUAUUAUAAGCAGUAGUAAUAGUAGUAAUAGUAUUUUUGUUAUUAUUAUUAUUAUGUUAGAUUUAUUAUUAGUAGUAGUAGUAGUAGUAGUAGUUUUAUGUUGGAUUUAUUAGUAUUAAAUUGUUAGUUUUAGUAGUAGUAGUAGUAGUAGUAGUAAUACGAGUAUUAGUAUUAUUUUCAUGUUAGAUUUUUAUUAUAUUUAUUAUCUUUUAGAACCAGGCUGUGGGCUGAUUUAACCUCUUCAUCAGGUCUGAUAUUAAUCUGAAUAUACAGAUAUAUUACAGUUCUUUGUUUGCUGCUUCAGUGACACACUGAUGUUUUAUUUUGAAAUCUCUUAUUAGUUUCUUCGUCAGACUGAAGCUGAUCUGAACAGAAUGAGACAGUCUGAGAAACACUUGUUGACUCCAGCAUCUAUAAAUGAUCCUCUCAGCUGUCCUCCUCUUCUUCUCUCUGCCCACAUGUUGAUUCCUCUGUUUCCUGUUUUCGUCUCUUUUUGUUAGAUGGCAAGCCCAUGUUGCGCCAGGGAGACACAGGGGACUGGAUAGGAACGUUUCUGGGUCACAAAGGUGCUGUCUGGGGAGCCACUCUGAACACAGACGCCACCAAAGCCGCCACAGCCGCCGCUGACUUCACAGCGUGAGUCCGUACAGACAGGAUGUGACAUCAGUGGCUGUAAUGAAACAGGUUUAUCGCUCACAACAUGUCGGCUGUUGACAGGACAGAUGUUCCACGUAGAGUUUACUCUUAGAGGUUACACCUGCAGCACACACACACACACACACACACACACAUGGUGUAGUGUUGUGUGACAGUGAGCGUCUGUCUGUCUCUAAAGGUUAAAGUUACUGAGUUUGUUUUGUUUGAACACACAUUAAAGCUCCUUCAGUGAUGUCAGCUGUCCGUAGGUAAGAUAACUGUAGUUAAAGUUUAUUAACUAACCUUCAGUCGCCUCUCUCUUCACCUGUCCUCUUACUUCAUUCAUGUGUCAGAGCCGUGGAUGAAAGUAAAGCAGGUGUCUCUCUUAUUAAUGAAACGUAUAAAUAAAAGACACAAACUCAGAGUAUUUUCCUUCUUUAGAAAUGUUUACGUAUAAUUAUCAACUCAAGAAAAAACAUAAACUAAAGGAUGUAAGUUUAAUUUUCCCUAAAACUGGAUGAUUUAACUGACAGUGAGCUGUUUCAGAGUUACUGACCAUUAAGAGCCGGACAGACUGUACAGAGUCUGUAGUCUCCACCUUUAGUCUGUGUCCUCGUCUGUGCUGUUAGCAGAGAUUAAGAAGAGUCAUCACAGAGACCUCCAGGGGGCGCAAGCUAACCAAUCAAUACUAUGUUAGUGGUUUAUGUCCCUCAUUAAAAAGAGACUGCAGGGGAGCAUCAUGGUCGUUCAGUAAAGGAGACAUCCGUGUUUUUUUAAUCUUAUUUACACCUGAAGUGUGUGUUUGUUGAUGCUGCAGGAAACCCGAAUCUCUGUCCGGAGAGUUCAUGAUCAGAGCUGGAGGAGAUUCAUCGUUUGUUUUAACCAACUCGUCUGUCAAAUAUCUAUUUGAGAGAGAGAGAGAGAGAGCUGCUGUCAAACAUGAAAUAAUUUGUUUUUUAAACUGAUUUGGUGAAAACAUCAGUGAUUAUUCGAUAAAGUGAACUGAACUUUCGAGCCGCUGAAUUCAGUUUUCUGAACAGCCUCUGUUACAGUUCUGGACGCUCUCCUGAACUCUUAAGUCUCACAAAAUUAGAUCAAACUAAGAUGGAAAUAAAGUCAAUGAUGAGAAGAAUCUCCUCUCUGAGUCGAGGUUUUGUUGCCGCCUCUUUGAACCCUCUGGAUGAAUCCUAAACAGACUUCAUCUGUAGCUCCGAUACUGAGGUCGACUUCUGUGCUUUUCAGGAAGGUGUGGGACGCAGUGAGCGGAGACGAGGUCCUCACUCUGGCACACAAACACAUCGUCAAGACCGUCACCUUUACUCAGGUCUGAACGAAUUUCAAGAACAUAUGAAUUCAUCUGAUGUUUCCUGUAAAGUCUUUCUAAACCUUCUUCUUCUUCUUCUUCUUCUGCUGUGAAGGACAGUAACUGUCUGCUCACAGGAGGAAACGACAAACUGCUGCGUAUCUACGAUCUCAGUGACCCUGAAGCAGGUGAGUGAGACUUUCAGGGAGGAAAGCGGCUCAUCCAUAUUCUUGAUUGGUGUCGUAUGUUUUUGUGACCGCUCACCUGAUCAGCUGUUGUUUCCGUGUUCAUGAAGCCCCUCAGGAGAUCGCCGGUCACACCUCAGCCAUUAAAAAAGCUUUAUGGUGCAACAACGACAAGCAGAUCCUCUCGGCUGCCGAGGACAAAACCAUACGGUCAGAGAGCGACUGUGUCAGAAACAAACGCUUAUCAUCCUGGCGAAGACCACGGCUCAUAUAUAUCUGUGUUUGUAGGUUGUGGGACAGAAGCUCCAUGGAGGAGGUGAAGACGCUGACGUUCGACACGUCUGUGAGCAGCAUGGAGUACGUGCCCGAUGGAGAGAUCCUCGUCAUCACUUAUGGGAAGACCGUGGCUUUCUACAACGCUCUGAGGUUCGCUGCGACGCUCUGAUGACACACACCCUGGAAAAAUAACCUCCUCUGAUGACGUUUCUGACGGUUUUUCCUCUGCUUCCAUAUUUACGUCUGUUUUCAAAGUGACAAGUUCAGGAACAGAGGAGAAGUUUCUCUGACAACUUCAGUCCUCUGUAUCAGGGUCGGUUCAUCAUCCCACUGAUUUAGUUUUAUUGAUAUUUUUCAGCCUGGACCUGAUCAAGACAGUCGAGGCUCCUGCUCCCAUCAACUCCGCCUCGCUCCACCCAGAGAAGGACUUCUUUGUAGCGGGUGGAGAAGAUUUCAAGCUCUACAAAUUUGACUACAGCACCAAAGAGGAGCUGGGUGAGUAGGCCUGUCACGAUAACAAAUUCUGCUGGACGAUAAUUGUGCUACAAAUUAUCGCCGAUAAACGAUAUUAUUGACACCGUUUUUUAAAUUAUAGAUAAUAUUAUCUGGCAUAAUAAUGCGAGUACACCGUGUCAAAAGUGAUAAACUUUAAUUUCCACUGUCUGUCACCAUUUUGCACUGUUUUGUUUAUAUUUGCUUUGCUCACCAAACGCUUCAGUAAGCGGUACCUCCGGCGGUACUUUUUCUGCUCAUUUGAGAAAAAUGGAGGGGAUGAUUGUGCUUGAGGUGCACGUGCAUGUUCGUCGUAUUCCCCUUCUUUGUCACCACAACUUUGGAACAAAUACGACAUAUCGGCUCGUCCGUAUUUGUGCGCUCACCUCUUUCAUUUGGUUUAAAGCAGUGUUGUUUUCCUCAUAUUUCGUCAGAUAUUUUCGUCAACGCCAGCGUCAAAAAAGGGAAAUAUUGACUUAAAAUAUUUCCCUUUUCUCCCACGACGAAGACGUAACGUUGACGAGCUAAACAUAAGUCGGAGAUGACUAAAAUGUGACGAGACGAAAGUGCGUUUACGUUGAUGGGACGAGACGAAAAUGACGAACAGAGUUACAAAACUCAGUCAGUUAAACGCUAAACAUACAGGAGCAGCUUCAGUCCGCUCUGACAGCUCUCAUCAUCCUGCUGUGCUCCUCCAACACACAGACACACACGCGCGCGCACACACACACGUGGAGUUUUGUGCUUGACGAAAACAAAACUGGUUUAAAGCCGAAAUAUUCCCACACUUGGGCUGUUGCGUUCGGUUUAGACACCAAAGCUGUCGUGUUCAUUCUGUUAGCUUGCUUUUCACUCACGACGCUCACUUGCAGCACUGUAUCCAAAAAGUCUGUGUCUGUGUGCCUGUGCGCGCCAGCCCCCUCGUGACAAAGACACUGAAUGACUGACAGGAGGGUUCACUAACUCCGUUCAUUCCGCUAUAGAGCCAACGCCCCCAGGUGCCGAGAAAAAUGCGCAGAGUGAGACCUCUUCUCUCAACCAGCGUGUUUGGUAGCGAGAGAGGAGGAAAACAAACGCACGUCAAUUAUCGAGGCUGGCAAAGUUACCGACCUCGUUUUUAUUUACCGAGCGAUAAGGCGAUUAAUUGAUUAUCGCGACAGGCCUAUGGGUGAGAGUAUGACCUUCGACAGAAUCAAGCUGGUUUUAGGGAAUAAAUCUCACACUGGUGUCCUUCCUCCUGUCUGCAGAGUCGUAUAAAGGUCACUUCGGUCCGGUUCACUGUGUUCGCUUCAGCCCCGAUGGAGAGCUGUACGCCAGCGGCUCCGAGGACGGCACGCUGCGGCUGUGGCAGACGGCUGUGGGGAAAACAUACGGCCUGUGGAAGUGUGUCCUUCCUGGUAACGCUCUUUAAACGUUCAUACUUUCAGAUCUGGAGCAGUUUAGAUCAAACUCUGAGACAGGCGUCACUCACUGCUGAACCCGGAGCCCGUCUUAGAGUCUCUGUGGACACUUGUGACCGCUUCACUCAUGUUUGGUCUGUUGUUUCUCCACAGAGGACCUGGGAGCAGAGAACUCUGAGCAGCUGUACACGUCGCCUCCUGAGAUCAAAGCCUGAGGAGGGGAGGAAAGAGCAGCGCGGUUAGGAAACGGGACGAGGAAAGGAAAGAAGGAGACGAGUUGAGAGGAGGGGUGUUCCAGCGAUCAAUCAGGCCCCAGCAAGGAGCAGAGUCCAGAACAUCUCCAUCCAUCAGGACCUGAUGUGGACCUGAUGAUAGACCGACACACACACUAACACACUUACACACACACACUAACACACACACACAUGUACUGCAGCCGUGUGCACAGUAUGGGCCGCAGAGUGAAGCAGUAGAGCUGUGAGUGUCUCCUCAUCGCUGCCUGCUUUCUCUCUGACCAGUCCAGUUCUGUCCGGCUGCUUUGACUGAUUUUAACCUCCACCUUAGACCCCCACCCCCCUCCACACACACACACACACACUUACACACUUACACACACACCCCACACGAUGCUGAGAUAGGUUUUGGUUUGAAAGUGAAGGUAUUCAGUGAGCUGGACCAAGGCUUGUGUUUUCAGUUCAUAAAUACUGGCGUUGGCGGCGGCGGCGGCGGUCGUUGCACAGUUGGUGCUGAAGUUGAAGCGCUUUUAUUUGUUCAGAAAUGUUGCUUUGAGUAUUCGCUGUUGUCGCUCUGGUUCAGUAUAAAAAAAAAAAAAAGUUAAGUGUCCAAAUAAAAGAAAAUAUGUUUUUGUGACAAAGAGGUGAAAGGGAAGAAAAGUCACGUUUUCAUUUGGGUUCUGUCCACGUUGACGCAAAUUGAGAUGAAUAAACAAAAGGCAUUACGGUUUUAUUUUCAAGUAAUGCACAACGAGCGUACUGGUGUUUUUAUGAUCUUUUUUUACACCUGUGGAUCAUGUCAUGGUUGUUUUAUAAAGUUAAUUCAGAAAAGAACAAACCAAGAAAAAAAAACAAACAGAGUGAAAUAUCCAAGGACAAGUCAAUUUGACCGUUUUCUGGGAUUUUGUCUCCUGAUGAAUUUUAGCUGCACUUUAUUAACGAUUACAGCAACUAAUGUAGGAGGGAAUAAAUACAAGUCCACCUCAUUAAAUUAGAAUAAUGUGGAAAAGUUUCUCUUUAGUUUUAGGAAGGUAAAUGUUCACACAUAUGUAUAUUUAUAAAGCGACAAAUAUUUCCAGCUUUAUGUUUCAGUUUUUGAGCUCAUGAAAAUCAGAAAUUCAGUGUUUCAAAUAAUUUAAAUAUUUCGUAAGAUUUACUCAAAAGGAUUUAAAAACACAGAAAUAUCUUCUGAACUUCUGAAAAGUUUGUUCAUCUCUAACGUCAGCCCUUGGAGGAGCUUCCUGAGUAUAUUAUGGUCAGAAAACGAUUCGAUGGGAAUUUUGUCCUGCUGGAAAAGGAAACCAACGUCUCCGUCAGACAUUUCAGCAGACGAGACAUGAAAACCUCCUGGGAGACUUAAGCCUGUGUUGAUUUAUAACUUUGAAUUUACAGGUAUGUAUGUUUACAUAAUUUGAACUGUGGGCCAGAUGAGUUAAACUGAAAUAAAACAUCCCUUUAAACAUUUUAGUUUCAUUAGAAUUACAAUAUAAUCUAUUUCCACUUCUUCAAUUAACUGAGUAAAAAUAUUGAACAUUUAUUCUCAUCACAUUGGGAUUCACCUGUAUGACUGAAUCAGACAGAAAAUAGAAAAAUUAGUAAUACAUCUUUAAAAUUGAAAAUUAACAUUUCUGAUGAAUUUUGGAAAAUGACAGACAUGCACACUUAAACCCUUUAAUGCCUUUUGUAUCAUAUUUGAAACAUAUGUUUAUAUAUUUCUAUCAAAUCAAUAUGAUCAACAAAUUACUAAAAAAAAAGCACCUUAAUACAGUCUGAUAAAUAAUAAAAAUGUCCUCUUGUAGUUUAUCAGUUUCUAUAAACAUCUAAUGUAUCAAACCAAAUCAAUAUAUUUGUUAAAUUUUAAGGACAUUUUGAUUUUUUUGUUUUUCAGUUGUAAAUGAAAAAAACAUUUCAGCUCCAAAAAAAUUGAAUUUUCUGGCCAUAAUUUGUGGUUUCAGGCAUUAAAGCGUUACCUGUUGUAAAGUUAUACUUUUGUCUUUAAUGAACUUUAUUCUAAAGAUUUACAUAAAGACUAAAUGAUCUGUUGACUGUGAUGAAAUGAUGUUUAAAGAGUUUUGAUCAGUGUAGAUGGAGGUAGGACAUUUUUUAUUGGAUCAUUUUAAAGCAGGUCAAUCAUCCAACAAAAAAAACGCAUCAAAAAGAAGAAAAAAUAGCCAUAAAUCUAAACCCUCGAACACUAUCUCUGGGUGAUUUUGAUCGGAUCAAACCUGUUUUUAGGUGAUUUUCACGAUGAUGUGUUUGUCUGAGUAUCUUCAGCAUUUCCUUUGACAUCUUUGAAGACAUAUUUGUUUCCCUGAUUUUCCAAAACCUGCUUUUUCCUACAGACACGUGUUCACAGGCUGAUUUUAGUGAUGGAGGGUAAAGUAGGUUUGGGUGGAUUAAACAGCUGCAUGAAGGGAAUAAGGUCAGUCAGAGUGGUCCUGGAGUUUACAUGCCAUCUUUAUUUAGCGCAGUGGUUAUGAAUAACUAUCACAAAGUCGUGAUUUUCAAGUGAAUUCAUAUGGAGAUAAGAAAUAUUUGAGUCAGCUUUAAUCAUUUUUAUUACUCCAAAUCAUAGGUUUACAGUUUAUACACUACAGGCCAAAAGUUUGGAAGCACGUCCAUUCCAGGCCGAACAGUUGGGACUAACUUCAAGUUUUUGUUUGAUGUAUUUUAGGAUGUAUUUACUCCAUGAUCGGAUGUUGCUUUCAUGGAAAUGCACCAUUUUACUCCAUUUACCUUUAGAUAUAGAUUGAUGUUAACAGACCAUGUGUUACACCCACAAUUCAGCAUGGAGGUGGUAGCUCCAUGGUAUGGGGACGUUUUGCAGGUGAUGGAGUAGGAGAUUUGUUUGACGUAAAGGGGAUCAUGAAGAAGGAACAGUACCACUCCAUCCUCCAGCACCAUGCUGCUCCAUCUGGACUCAGACUUGUGGCUCAUAAGUUUGUUUUGCAGUAAGACGAUGACCCUAAGCUCUCUGCCGAGCUCUGUCAGGGUUACCUGGACAAAAAAGAAGAGGAAGGUGUUCUUCAAAAGAUGGUUUGGCCCCCUCAGUCUCCAGACCUUUCUCCAAUUGAGCUUGUGUGGGACGAAUUGGAUCGAUCGAUCAGAAAAACUCGUCCCAUGAAUCGUCGUCUCUUUUUAAUGAACUUAAGAAAGCUUGAAUGUAAUCCCUGGAACAGACCUUAGAAAACUUGGUGAACGAAUGCCUGGUAUAUGCCAAGCUGUUGUUAAAGCCAGAGGUGGUUACUUUAAAGAAAGUUUAAACAACAAUAACUCAAAUACUUCAUAAUUAUAGUCAAAAUGUCUUCUAAUAAGUUACUCUUUACACAACAGUCAUGUUUAUUGUGUUGAAAAUUAUAUAUAUGAAACUAUGAUCUUGUUUUGUACAAAUCUGAUCUUGUUUCCAGACUUUUGGCCUGUAGUGUGUAUAUAUAUAUACAUUUUUAAUAAAUCUUGUUGCUAAAUGCCUAA
Molecule: messenger RNA, 9127 nt
Organism: Xyrichtys novacula (pearly razorfish)
Lineage: Eukaryota; Metazoa; Chordata; Actinopteri; Labriformes; Labridae
Source: the annotation of a GenBank genome assembly